AUGUGGGUGUUGUGGUGCUUUUUUUGGUUUCCCAUCUUACAUACUGGACAUCCUAGCCCUGCAGUUAUUAUGCGAGUGUCUCAGAAAUGGUUAGAUUAUGGUGAGUUUCAAUACACAAAUACAUCUAAUGUUAGUCUAUUUUAAUGGAGCAAUAGCAAAUGUAAGUGUUUUUCGUUGGGCAAAUUAUUUUCAUUUUUGUAUUCACAGUUCAGUCUGAAGGAAAAGAGGUUCUCCGCAACAUGCUCCUGAAAGAACCUCUUCCAAACAUUACUGGCUCUACACAAAUGUUUGGUAAAGUUAAUUACACAAUCACAGGGUGAGCAACUAUAUGUCAAAAUGCAGCUAUGGGUGUUACUUCUUAGAACGAAAGAUAAAUGCCAAUUUAUCAUACUUUAUCUUCUCUAGGGUACUCAUUGAGGAGUUUGACAUCUCUCACAUCAAUUCUGCCCCAAUUCCACCAGCUGAUGUCCAAGUUAUUGUUGAAGAUGCCAAAGCCAAGGUUUAUGGGCAGUGGAAAGUAAAACACUGGCUUAUGUAA
Molecule: messenger RNA, 538 nt
Organism: Pelobates cultripes (western spadefoot toad)
Lineage: Eukaryota; Metazoa; Chordata; Amphibia; Anura; Pelobatidae
Source: the annotation of a GenBank genome assembly